UGGACGGACGGACGGACGGACGGACGGGCUUUUCGGAAACUUUCGCCAUAUUUAUUUUUAUUUGGAUCGCAGCUUGCUUGACAUGGCUCGGCUUGAAAGAGGCUUGACUUACAGUUCUAUCCUUCACUUUUAAUGUCGAAUCUUCUACUUCAUCCAAGCAUUGUGCUUGUUUAGAUAGUCAUUGUUUUCAUUAUAUUGUUAAGGCUUACUGGCUAGCUAUACGUGAUAUCUUACCUUCCAUCAUGGCCAACGAAGAUAACUCUUGGAGAACUGCAAGCUUCAGGCAAAAUAUUGUCAACAAAAUGAAGAAUACCUAGGUUUUGUCGCCCGAUUAAUCCUUCAUGUGCGAGAAGUCAGUAUCAAGCAUGCUGGUUUGCCUUAAUUGUAAGUUUGUUGAUUGCUUGUGGGAGGACGAUAGCUUUUCCAUGCCUUGAAUUUCUCUUGAGGCCAAAUCUAGCCUUCCGGUUAUGUACUUUGUGACAAUUAACAUUAGAGUGCACCCUGAUGAUUCAUCAAAUGAAGCAUGUGCCAUCGCACUAACACGCAGACUUCAACCUAAUACCUGCUAGACAUGAAGAAAAACGGAAUGGUGAACGGUGUGGGCCUUGGUGUUGGGGGAAUGGGAAUUCUGCAGGGAAUGCCUGAUCCCAUCAACGCGCUGCAAACUCUAGCCAGGCAAGGGACGGGCCUUGGUCAAGGAGGCAGCGGUGGACCAGGCAGUCUGCAGCAGGCUAAUGCAACCACAUUGCUCCAGACUCUGAAUCAACGCCCCAAUAUGCAGAGAAUAGGAAUGAACCCCAAUGUCCAGGGGCAGCCAAUCCCUGGACAGAUGCAAGCACAAAUGGGUGGGCAAAUGGGGCAAAUGGGUGCCCAGAUGAACCAGAUGGGUGGGCAGAUGGGUGGCCAAAUGGGCGGCCAAAUGGGUGGCCAAAUGGGUGGGCCAAUGGGAGCUCAAAUGGGCGGCCAAAUGGGUGGACCAAUGGGAGCUCAAAUGGGUAAUCAAAUGCAGAGACCUAUGGGCGGACAAAUGCAAGGGCCAAUGGUACAAAUGACGGGACCUAUGGGUGGGCAGAUGAAUCAAAUGGGAGGACAGCUGCCUAUGGGCAACCAAAUGCAAGGACAGAUGCAAGGGCAGAUGGGUCCUAUGGGCGGUCAAAUGGUUGGACAGAUGUCAGGCCAGAUGGGCAAUCAAAUGGGUAAUCCAAUGUCAAUGAAUGGCCAGAUUCCUAAUCAAAUGCAGAUGAAUGGUCAGAUAUCUGGACAACUUGGGGGGCAAAUGGGUAAUCAAAUGGCAACACAGCUUGGUGGCCCAGGUGGACAGAUGGGUCCUAACCAGAUGAAUGGUCAAAUGUCAGCUCAGAUGAUGAGCCAAAUGAGUAAUCACAUGGGCAAUCAAAUUGGUGGUCCAAUGGGAGCUCAAAUGAAUGGACAAAUUAAUAACCAAAUGGGCAACCAGUUGCAAACCAAUUUGAGUAAUGCAGGCCCUAACCAAUUACUAAACCAAAUGGGGCCUCAAAUGGCAAACCAGAUGGGUAAUCAAAUGCAUGGACAGAUGGGGGGUCAAAUGCAACAAUCCUCAGGACCAAUGGGUGGAAUGGGUAUGCAAAAUUCAAUGGGUCCGCAAAUGGGCAAUCAAAUGCAUGGUCCUAUGGGAAGCCCGCUCAAUCCACCAAUACCUUCACCGAUGCAGACUACUAUGCAUAUACCUCAACGCAAGGGCAACGAAAAUCCUAUGAUGAAUCAAAAUCCAAAUUUUGUUGGGCCUCGAAACGUUACACCAAAUCAGUUUUUGCGGACAAGUCCCUCACCCAAUGUGCAGUCGCCUGCUGGAAUGGGAGCAGGACCGGCAAGCAAUCAAAUGGUAUCAUCACCUGUAGUUGGUCUAGCCCCAUCUCCCAGUUCACAACUUGGGCCUGUUCCUGCACAGCAAAGGAGUGUCGGUAUAGCGCUCUCGCCAGGUUCCUCUAUAAAUACACCAGGACAGGCACAACCGGCACCAAGUCCGUUAGCUCAGCCGUCACCUGAUGAUCAAGCUUACCGAGACAAAAUAAAACAUUUAAGCAAAUACAUUGAGCCCUUGCGUAGAAUGAUUGAGAAUAUGAAAGAUGGUGAAAAGAUGAGCAAGAUGAAACAGCUUCUAGAUCUUCUUUCCAAUCCCGCUAAACGCACUCAAAUAGAAACAUUGAACAAAUGUGAAAUUGUAUUGGAUAAAUUAGAUUUUUCUAGGUAUCCUGAACAACCAGCUGCACCAUCACCUGGUAGUAACUUUCCACCUGCACCUUCUAUAGGUUCUCUAAAAGAUAAUGUUCUUUUUCGUCCCCUUUUGGAAGCAAUGAGUACUACCCUUCAAAGCCCAAUGGCCAAUCACACUUUACAACGUACUUUUGGAGCUACAAAUCAAGCAUUGUUUGGAUCUGAUUUGAAGUUGCUGCCUCCUCCAAAGAAGAAAAAAAUUGAGGAGAUUUCCUCAGAUAUACCCGAACUUCUUCAAGGAGAAAUAGCCCGACUUGAUCAACGCUUCAAGGUUAGUCUUGACCAAACUCAACCGACCGGUGGCAAUUCCAUUCAACUGCUGUGUUGGCUUGAUGAUCGUCAUCUUCCUUGCGUUCCACCGGUGUCCUUAACUGUACCUGAUGACUACCCAUCUUCUCCACCUCGUUGUGUCUUAGGACCCCAUGAUUAUGGUGCUACAGAGUUUUUAUUAGCAGUACAAAAUGCAUUAGAUGCACGAAUGAAGAAGCUACCCAUUAGGUUUACUGUUUCUCAAUUACUACACACAUGGGAAAUGGCUGUUAGACAAGCAUCUGCCCCUUCCAAUACCCAACCGAGUGCAACAACUGUGUUAUUAGGAUUGUGACAGCAGACUGGCACUGUAGUUUUUCAAAUUGUUUACCUCAACAUAAAUACCUUAGUAUUACAAUGUUUUUCUUGCUGCCUAUUUUAAAGCUUUUAUAAUGUACAUAAAGUCAUAAACUCAUCAUAGACUUAAUGAAAACUCAUCAGUGGUAUAAUGCAAUUCCUAAAGGUAGCUCUUAAGUAUGACUGACUACUUCCAGCAAUCAGAAAGUGACACCAACCUGAAAUUGUGAAAACAUUUUCAUUAUAAUUUGGUAGGUGGCGGUGGUAGUAGUGUACCAUCUGGUCUUUCAAAUAUGAUCAUUUUUUUUUUUUUCCUGAGGACGACAAGGCUCUGUGAUGUGAUACUUCUAAAUGGUCUCAAUUCUAUGACCACUUUUGAUAAUAGCUAAAUUAUGAAUCAAUCAACUGCCAAUUUUUAAAAUAUAGUAAUAUUUUGUGCAAUUUUGCAUGUUUUGCAGUUCAUAGGAAGAUAUUUUGGAUGAGUUUGUGUAUGUGAAGAAAUUAACCAAAAGAUCUUGACAAGAAUUGUCAGUUGUGAUUUGUCAAAAUUUGUCUUCCUGUUGUAUUGUUAUUACUUGUACAAACACUUUAAAUCAAAUCUAUCUAGAUAUUUUAAAGUUUAUAAUGUCUUCUACAUUCUGAGACCUCUUCUGUUACCAUAUGCAUGUGCAAUACCUACUAUAAAUAACUGUUAGUCUGGAUUUCAAUAGAACUGACAUUCCCAAUUCAUAUGUAAUUUCUUUUGGGGCGUAAGUUACAAUCCUGACAAUUAACCAUAAAAAAAAGAACUACUCAUUGAUUUAGUGUAAAAUUUUGUUAGUAGCAUUUGAGACGUCCAUUUUACAAGCAUAUACAUAUAGUGAUAAGGCACUUGGCCAUACCAAACCUCAUAUUUUUUAAUUUUGCUUUCUCAAAAGUUGUUGUGUUUACCUCUCAUAUUUCCCGUUACUUUUUAACUCAACAUAAAAAAUGCCUUGUCAGAUUUAAUUGUUGUCUGAUUUUCUCUUAUAUUACACAAUACAGCCGUAUUCUUGUGUUUACUGUUUAUUAUCUCGGUUUUUAAGAGAAUAUUAGUUACUACUUGCCCAUCUCCGCAUUUUUAAAGUAGUAGCAGUAGUAGUAGUAUGGGCUUUUUAUAAGUUGUGAUCCUAAUAAGAAUUAUACAUUUUUGUGACCUAUUGAGAGGACAUGAUCUUUCAACUCAAUUGUAAAAUGUGUUAUUACAGUGGGUAUAUUCAUUGACUAUUUGCCCAAUCUGACCUUAACUGAUUUUUAAGUUAGUGUGGUAUAUCUUAGGCUCAUGUCUAAGUUUAGAGACAAAUCAGUGUCCAAUCAAUUGAUUCAGAAGAAAAUAAAUGGGAAGCAGGGAAAUGUACAGUUGCUGAGUACAGAAGUAUAUCUAGCCUGCAGAGGUUUUUAGCUGUAAGCUAUAGUUCAUCCAUAUUAGUCAAUGUAAAUACGGUAGGUGGACCCAAGGCAUUUCAUUCCUCUACUGUCAAGAAUCACAAUGAAGCAGUACUUUUUUCUGCCUCACGUGUGUUAUAGUUUUCAGCUUUUAUAGAUAAUAUAUCACAGAUAGUACUAUAGCAACUUUAAUAUUUAUUACGACAGGUUUUACAUUACGACAAUGAAGUAUGAAAUCAAUUAAAUACUAGCAUCUGUUAAAUCAAAUACUAUAUAAACUGAGAAGAACUAUAACUAAUGAUGGAAUCACUGUACUCAGUCUUGUAGCACCUGCUGUGAUAAGAGAAAGGAAAUAAUGUUAGCCUCAGUGUUUCCAUGAGCAAAAUUAUAGGAAGAAGCUUUGUGAUGUCAAAAGCUUGGAGACAUUAAGUUAUAGUGUAAAAGGGGCGGAAUGGCAUCACCUUAACUUAUUACAAUGUUAAAUAAAAUGCAUAUCUAAA
This is a messenger RNA of Frankliniella occidentalis (western flower thrips), 4763 nucleotides long. RefSeq names its product mediator of RNA polymerase II transcription subunit 15 (gene MED15). The record is from RefSeq and is a predicted model, not a curated record. Gene Ontology annotation, biological process: regulation of DNA-templated transcription. Lineage: Eukaryota; Metazoa; Arthropoda; Insecta; Thysanoptera; Thripidae. The transcript is spliced from 14 exons. Bases 572 to 2857 code for a protein of 761 amino acids. Gene Ontology annotation, molecular function: transcription coregulator activity; nucleic acid binding.